Molecule: messenger RNA, 2970 nt
Organism: Rotaria socialis
Lineage: Eukaryota; Metazoa; Rotifera; Eurotatoria; Philodinida; Philodinidae
Source: the annotation of a GenBank genome assembly
AUGGGUAAUGAUGCUAAUAGCAAAUUUCGUCGUAUUUCACAUCUAACUGCUGUUGCAAAAUCUACGUCGUAUGCAUUUGAAAGCAAAGAAAAUGUAACAUUAAUUUGGUUAGAUAAAUCUAUUGAUACAAUCCGAACAACACUACGCGGAAUAACCCAUUAUGUGUUACUCUAUACUGAAGUUGAACCAUGUAUAAAAUACAUUCGUUCGGUAGUUGGAGAUCGAAUAUUUCUUAUUGUAUCUGGUGAUUAUUCUGAACAAUGUCUUGAUCAAAUACAUGAUUUAUCACAAGUUGAUUCAAUAUUUGUAUUUUGUAUGAACAUAUUGAAAUCUAAAGAAAAGUUAGUUGAUUCAAAGCAUUUUUCAAAAAUUGUCGGUAUAUUUGAUAAUGAAGAACAACUAAUAAAAUCUGUUCGAGAAGAAUUCGAUGAUUUAAAUCAACAAUUAGCAGCAUUUAGUUUAUAUGAAAAACAAAAAUCAACAAGAGAUCUAUCGAAAGAUGCAGCAUCGUUUCUUUGGUUUCAAUUAUUUAAAGAUGUUCUUCUUCGUAUGCCCAAAUUGGAAGAUGCUAAACGUGAAAUGAUUGAACAAUGUCAACAAUACUAUCGCGGAAAUACAGAAGAAUUAAAAAAUAUCGACGAGUUCACUCAAACAUAUGCCUACAAUGAUGCAAUACGUUGGUAUACAAAGCAAUGUUUUAUUCAUCGGUUAUGUAAUAAGGCACUGCGAACUGAAGAUAUUGAAUUAUUAUAUAUAUUUCGUUAUUACAUACAAGAUUUAUGCAAACGCUUAGCUGUUGAACAUGAAUCCUUUCGAAGAAGAGAAAAAUAUCAAGCAAUAUUAAAACUUUAUCGUGGUUUAAAAUUAACUAAAGAUGAAUUAAUUCGUUUUCAGUCCAAUGUCGGUUCAUUGAUAUCAACCAAUGGUUUUCUAUCAACAACACGUAAUUACGAUUUAGCACUAGCAUUUGCAUUGAAAACUUCUAAACGUUCGGUUGAUGUUUAUCCAACGUUAUUUAUAAUUCAAGCUGAUAUUCUAUUACAUGACGUUGUUUUUGCUGAUAUAUCAUCGUUAAGUGCCUACCCGGAACAACAAGAAGUUCUAUUCGAUAUCGGUUGCGCAUUUAAAAUUCACGAAGUGAAUUUUGAUCAUAGCAAAAAUAUUUGGAUUGUACAUAUGAAGUUAACAAAUGAAGCUCGAUCCAUUGUUGAAACAUACCUUGAAGCCAAUAGACGCGUAAUGGAGAAAGGCAAUGUUUUACUUGUUUUCGGCUUAUUAUUAACUGAAAUGGGUCAAUAUCAUCAAGCAGAAGUCUAUUUUGAAAAUUUACUUUCAUCAAAUAUGAUUGAUGAUAGAGCAUCGUUAUAUACAAAUAUUGGUCGCGUGAAAUUUCAUCAAGGUUUAUUCGAUGAAGCAUUGGUGUGUUUUAAAACCGUCUACGAUAUUCACAGGCAUGAGAAAACACUAGACUAUCAAGAUUUAGCUCGAACAUUGAAUAAUCUUGGUUUAGUUUAUUUAGAACAGAAAAACUAUGAUUUAGCUUUGAAUUUUCAUUUUGAUGUUGUAAAAAUUCAUAAACAACAUUUAGAAUUACCUGAAUUAUUGUCGGCAAAUAGUUAUAAUGCAAUUGGCGUUAUUUUUACAUACAAACAUGAAUAUAAACGUGCAUUAAAAUAUCUAUUUCGUGCUAUGAAACUCUAUGAAAAAUAUUUACCAACUCUUGAUCAUCCAAUAAUGGCAACGAAUUAUAAUAGUAUUGGUUUAGUCUUUUAUUAUACAAAACAAUACGAUCAAGCAUUAGAUUAUUGUUUAAAAGCAUUGAAUAUACGUGAAAAAGUUCUACCGAUAAGUCAUCCGCAUAUUGCUGAUAGCUGUAAUAAUGUUGCACUGGUUUAUCAUCAUUUAAAUGAGUAUGAGAAAACUUUAGAUUUAUUUCAACGUUCUUUAAAGAUAUACGAAGAAAAUCAUGAUAAACAAAUGCGAAUACCGAUCUGUUGGAAUAACAUGGGACUUCUAUCAUUGGAUCAACAUAAUUAUGAUCAAGCUAUUGAAUAUUAUAUGAAAGCAUUAGAUUUAUACAAUAAUGAUGAUACUAAUAAAAAUGUACAUAUGGAAGAAAUUGGUUUUACAAUUGAUAAUUUAGGAGUUGCCUAUGAAAUGAAAUCUGAUUUUAAUAAUGCGCUAAAAUAUUAUCGACAAGGAUUAGAAUAUCAAUCAGAAAGUCCAGAAAGAUUUGUUAGAAUAUUAAUUAAAAUUGGUAAUAUUUAUCAAGAACAAGGUGAUUAUGAUUCAGCAUUAGGUCAUUAUCAGAAAGUUUUAACUAGAAGUGAUACAAUUCCAACAGAACUCAUUUCGUCUGUUCUUAUGUCUAUGGGUAUUAUUUAUCAUCGAAAACAUGAAAAUGAUUUAGCUCUUGAAAUUUAUAAACGUGUCAUAUCUCUUCGAAAACAUUUAUCACCAAAUGAAGAUCUUGAAUUAGCUUGGACAUAUAAUAAUAUCGGUUGUCUUUACGAUGACAUGAGUGAUAUGAAACGAGCAUUAAAAUAUCAACAAAGAGGCUAUGAUAUACGACGUAAAUCUUUACCAUCGUCGCAUCCUGAUUUAGCCACAAGUUUAAAUAAUCUGGGCCGUAUCCAUCAAGCACUUGCUCAUUAUUCAGGUGGAGAUCAAGUUGAAUAUGAGAAAGCAUUAAAGGAUUAUAAAACUGCACUUCAUAUUCGACUAAAAUCUUUACCGAUCGAUCAUCCUGAUAUAGCUGUUUCGUAUUAUAAUCUUGCAUCACUACAUCUCGAUCGACAAGAAUACGAAGAAGCAAAUAAUCAAAUACAGAAAGCAUUGAGUGUCCAACGAAAAUUAUCUUCAGCUCAUCAUCCGGAUAUACGGCAAACAAUAAAUCUUGAAAACAAGAUUAAAAUCAUGCUUGACUAUCGUACUAAUCAGUCAAAACAAGGAGAAAAUAAAGCUUCGUAA